Molecule: messenger RNA, 1496 nt
Organism: Medicago truncatula (barrel medic)
Lineage: Eukaryota; Viridiplantae; Streptophyta; Magnoliopsida; Fabales; Fabaceae
Product: very-long-chain enoyl-CoA reductase
Exons: 5
Coding region: 277-1209 (310 amino acids)
Biological process (GO): very long-chain fatty acid biosynthetic process
Molecular function (GO): oxidoreductase activity, acting on the CH-CH group of donors
Source: RefSeq, a predicted model, not a curated record
CUAACCAUAUUCCAUUAAUGCAUACAUUGACUUGGCCUCAUCUUGUACUAACCAUACCUCACAUUAAUCCAUCCUUCCCCAUCAUAAAUUCUCCAUUUUUCUAUCCAAAUUUUCAAACCCACAUUUUCCUUUCUUUCUUAGAAGAAAUAUUACACUCUUCCCCCAAUUCAGUUUUAUAGGUGCUAGUUCUAUUGGAUCUAGUGUAUGAUCUGUUAGUGAUUUGUGAAGUGUGUUGGUUACACUGUUUGGUGAAGUGGGUGUGUUUUGGUUUUGAAGAUGAAGGUCACUGUGGUUUCUAGGAGUGGAAGAGAGAUUGUUAAAGGUGGCAUUGAGCUCAAUGAUUCUGCUACUGUAGCAGAUUUGCAGGAGGCAAUUCACAAGCAAACCAAGAAGCAUCCAUCAAGGCAGCGCUUGACACUUCCUGUCCAACCGGGAUCAAAGGAAAAGCCUGUUGUUCUUAAUUACAAAAAGAGUCUCAAUGACUAUACAAGUGGAAAUUCAAAAACCUUAACUGUAACGUUCAAGGACUUAGGUCCACAAGUUUCUUACCGUACGCUUUUUUUCUUUGAGUAUUUGGGGCCGUUGCUUCUCUAUCCAGUCUUCUACUACUUCCCCGUUGUCUACCAGUAUUUCGGCUACAAAGGCGAACAUGUCAUCCACCCUGUGCAGACAUAUGCCAUGUACUAUUGGUGUUUCCAUUACGCCAAACGAAUUCUGGAAACAUUUUUUGUGCAUCGCUUCAGCCAUGCAACUUCACCCCUUUCCAAUGUUUUCCGCAACUGUGCUUAUUACUGGACAUUUGGCUGUUAUAUUGCUUAUUAUGUGAACCAUCCCCUAUACACCCCUGUAAGUGACCUUCAAAUGAAGAUAGGCUUCGGAUUUGGGAUACUUUGUCAAGUUUCAAACUUCUAUUGCCAUAUUAUACUGAGGAAUCUUCGUGGACCUGCUGGAGAAGGUGGAUAUCAAAUCCCACGUGGCUUUCUCUUCAAUAUUGUUACUUGUGCAAACUAUACAACAGAGAUUUACCAGUGGUUGGGCUUCAACAUUGCAACGCAAACCAUUGCCGGUUAUAUAUUUCUCGCCGUCGCUGCUUUUAUCAUGACGAACUGGGCUCUUGCAAAACACAGGCGCUUGAAGAAGUUGUUUGAUGGAAAGGAAGGGAGGCCGAGGUACCCUCGUCGGUGGGUAAUAUUGCCUCCAUUCCUUUAGGAGCCCAAGCCAUUGAAGUGAUGGUUAUGAAGUCACCACUCUGCUCACAGGAUUCUGAGAUUUAGAACUAUAGCAUAAUGAAUUUUUAGUUAAUUAUUCUUAUUUUAUUAGAUAUGAAUUUGUCUUUCAAUGUUUUCUCUAUGCAGUUGGUUUCCAAGUUAUUGAAGUUGUUUUUGUUGGAUAUUUGUAAUCGUUUAUCGAUUAUCGUAAUGUGGAUCAUUGUUUCUUAAGAAUCUUUAUCUUGUGUUGAUUGUAUUUGAUGUUUCUAUCAUAUUUUGGUUGUCUUC